UCUUAGUUCCUCAACCAGGGAUCGAAGCCUGCAUUGGAAGAUGAAGUCUUUACCACUGGACCACCAGGGAAUUCUCCUCAUUGAAUCUUUUAUAUGUUACUAGUCUUAUUUUAUUUUUGUUUCAUCUAUCAUCUAUUUUUAGGAGAAAAGUAUCUUAAAAUUUCCUUAUAUAUUGUAGAUUUUAUAGUUUUUCCUUCCCUUUCUGGCUUAUUUUGAUGUUGUUAGAGUCAUAUAAGGACUAGGUUAUUUAGUCCCUGGUAAACUGUUUAUCAUCAAAAAUGACAUCUGUAUUCCUAAUAAUCCUUUAUCUCUCAAAAUCUAUUCUGUCAGAUUUUAAUAUCACUGUAUCAGAUUUCCAUUUACCCUACAUUGAGAAGCAGCAGAAAACAACAUGAAGAGCAUGGAUUCUGAAGUCAGGCUGCUGGGGUUCAAAUUCCAGCACUAACACCUUUUAGGGGCGGGGCAAACAGGAAAUUUAAACCGAACCCGCGGUCGAGGGCGCCUAGAGAAUAUGCUGUAGUUGCAGAGAAGCAGUCGGUGCCCGCGAGCCUGAAAGAGCCCAUGGAGCCCGCGAUCGGGAUACGGUGGCCUUGAAGGAGUACGGAGGCCGGGAAAGAGCAGAGAAUUGGAGGAGGGAUCCGGGAAAGGGUACGGAUGCCGAAAAGCGGAAGAGGGGGCAACGAUCGCCUUCAGCUGGAGAGUUCAAUGGAUGAGAGUAAGCUACGGGCUCCGGACCCAGGAGCUCAGCUCGGAGUCUCCAGUUGUCUGGGAAAAUGCCAGAAGAGCUCACCAGAUGCCAGGAGGCAGCCCUUUUCUGGAAAGUCCUUCUACUUGGAUCUGCCUGCCGGCAAGAACCUCCAGUUCUUGACGGGGGCCAUUCAGCAGCUGGGUGGGGUAAUUGAGGGUUUUCUGAGCAAAGAAGUAAGUUACAUCGUGUCCAGCCGCAAGGAGGCGAAGGCCGAGAGCAGCAGGACAAGUCACAGAGGCUGCCCCAGCCCCAGCGAGGUCACAGUGGACACACCGCCGAAAGGCAGCCGUGCCAGGCCCGCACAGAAGGCCAUGGACCCAGUGCCUCUGAGCAGAGGGAAGGAGCUCCUGCAGAAGGCCAUCAGAAACCAGGGCAGCAGCAGCGGAGGCGGCAGUGGGCACAGCAGCAGCCUCCUGAGCAACGCCCGCUCCUGGGGGGUGCAGAUUCUCCACGUGGACGAAAUGCUGAUACGGGUGCAGCAACUGUCUCUUGAUGCUCCACGUGUGAAGAAACAAGGGCUGAAGAAGCCAGAGGGAACAUGUCCAGCAGAGUCAAGAACACGGAAAGUGGCCAGACUGAAAGCACCGUUCCUCAAAGUCGAAGAUGAGAGCAGGAAGUUUCGUCCUUUCCACCUUCAGUUUAAAUCCUUUCCUGAAAUUUCUUUUCUGGGACCCAAAGCCACCAGUCCUUUUGAGGCCCUGAUGACUCCGAGCAGCUCGCACCAUACCAGAGAAGCCAAGGACCAGGAGCCAAACCGGCGAUCCGCCGCCUGCACUGUGCCCAGGAGGAGGAAAGGGUACUGUGAGUGCUGCCAAGAAGCCUUCGAGGAGCUGCACAGGCAUCUCCAGAGCCCCCAGCACCAGGACUUUGCCCUGGAAGCCCACCUGUAUGCCGAAGUCGAUCGGAUCAUUGCCCAGCUGAGCCACAGCUUUGCAGACGUGCCCUUCCAGGCCAGCCUCCCCCGGCAGCCAGGCUCCUUGACUUCCGACUGUGACCCUCUGUAUCCUGAGCCUCCGCCUCCCCUCUGGCCCUCCCCUGUCAAGGCAGCGUCUCCCUGGAGGAGGAAAGGCGAUCAUCACCAGGCCCCAGGUGCCUCCGAUCAUGGUGGGACAGUGGGCGGCGUGAAGGCAGCAACAGAACCUGUGGAGGCUGGCGAGAUUCCUGGACCGAUAGCAAGCUACCAGGAGCUAAAGGGGUCAGCUGACAGCUUUGUGGACCCCCCAGAGACCCCAGGGUCUGGGAGCCCUGCUCACCAGGGCCUCCUAACCAGCUCUGGACUUGCUGAACUCUCCUCUGGCCCAGACCUGCCUCUUUUUGGCCACAAGCGGAAGAUUCAGUUCCCCAGUGGCAAUGCCGAGAAGAGGCCGGGUGCAUCCUGGCCACAAGCCUCACUCUUUAUCCCGAGAGCCCCCAGCCCCUGUGGCUCCCCCAGCUCCCAUGGCAUCAGGACAACCAGCAGCAAGCACCUUCCCCUUCCCGGCCAUGAGCCCAGGUCUCUGGCCUCCCUCCAGCCUGUGCACCACCCACAGGAAGAGACCUGCCUCUCCCUCCCAGGCAGCCCCCCAGCUGAGCAGCUCCGGGCCAGCUGCCAGCCCACCUGCCCUCAGCUGCAGGCACGGAGCCCCCAGGAGGACCUGCAGAGAGCCCGGCUGCCUCUCCUCGCCACACACUGCCAGCCAGCAGGGAGACCAGCUGCUCCCGAUGGUUCUGGACCUCCCAGCUUCUUCCAGGCCCCUGACUCCCAACCCCAGCCCACCGCCAACAGAGAACUACUUCUCUCCCAUGGCAUCAGGACAACCAGCAGCAAGCACCUUCCCCUUCCCGGCCAUGAGCCCAGGUCUCUGGCCUCCCUCCAGCCUGUGCACCACCCACAGGAAGAGACCUGCCUCUCCCUCCCAGGCAGCCCCCCAGCUGAGCAGCUCCGGGCCAGCUGCCAGCCCACCUGCCCUCAGCUGCAGGCACGGAGCCCCCAGGAGGACCUGCAGAGAGCCCGGCUGCCUCUCCUCGCCACACACUGCCAGCCAGCAGGGAGACCAGCUGCUCCCGAUGGUUCUGGACCUCCCAGCUUCUUCCAGGCCCCUGACUCCCAACCCCAGCCCACUGCCAACAGAGAACUACUUCUGUGA
Messenger RNA from Odocoileus virginianus texanus, 2874 nucleotides. NCBI's taxonomy places the organism in Eukaryota, Metazoa, Chordata, Mammalia, Artiodactyla, Cervidae. The record is from RefSeq and is a predicted model, not a curated record.